UCUUCUUCAUCCCCAUAUCCCAAAUCCUUCUGAAAAAUUUCACAACCCAAAACCAUGGCUCUCCACGCCUUGCUCCUGAUCCUCUUAGCUAUCAACCACCUUCAGCCUUCUACUUCUCUGAUUUCAACUCCGGAUUUGAAUUCUCAUUCUCGCUACCCCAGCCCCAGAGCCAUCUCUGAUUUGAAGGAGGCGAUAGUGAAGGGGUUGGGAUUUCAAUCGGACGAUCUGAAGAUAUCGGGGUUUGAUCUGAGGGAAGCGCAGGUGGGGCAUUCGGUGGCGUACGAGUUCGACGUGGAGGUAGAUAAGAAGGUGAUGCCGUUCAAGCUUUUGGAGGACGUUGACCGGUGGGAGUACGUGGACCUGCCGUUGUUUCGGGUCGAGGAUGAGAGCGGGUUGGUUAGGAAAGACAAGUUGGGUGAGGGAUUGCCGCCGGUUUUGGCUCCGUUUCAGUUGGAAGGGCCGAUGGAGCUUUGGAUUCAGGACGGUAAAGACAUGAGGCUCUCGCUUCCGCAUGAUGUGGAUGCUGGUGUGUUGAAGAAGGUCAUUUUAGCAGAAGGGGCUGUGGUUACUGUGACUGGUGUUAGGUCGGUGAGCCUUAGGCACCCUUUGCAGCUACCAUUGCCUUUGAAUCGGACCAGCCGUGGUUUUGCUUCUGGGCUUGUGACUCUAGCUGAAUGGCUGCGCCACGCUUCUAGAUCCGAAUCAGCUCCUUUGCUGUCUCUCCGCAUUGUGGGUCCAACUGCUCUUACAGCCCCUGCCUCGUCUUCUCCCUCCAUGAACAACAAGCUCAAGCUUAAACGGCUUGCUCCUGGCCUUGUGGAGUUGUCAUCACCAGCCAAGACAAGACCUGUGUCUGUUGAGCUACAAAACCAAGGGACAACCGUUCUAUCUCCAAAAUACUUCACAAGUGUUUGGCCUCUUGCUUCUGUUAAUGGGUCGAACGCCAAUUUGCUGGCUUUUGAGUCGCUGCUUUCCACUGUUCUUGGUCCCAAGGCAAACAAAAAAGGUUCCUUUAAAUUGUUGAAGGCAGAUGUUUCGGCGCAGACAUUUUUGAAGAUCGGGUUUGGGGUGGAGAAGAAGGUGAAAGGAGAUGGGAUAGACUGGUCAGGUUUUCCAGCAUGGAGGACAAAGCCUGAGACUGUAAAGAUGCAUUUUGAGGUGCUUGCUAAGGUUGAUGGCGAUAAAAUUGUUCCCGAGAGAGUGGUUCCAGUUAACCCUGUCAUUUUGGAGGAUACUAUCGCACCGAAUCUUCUGUCGGGGAAUGUCUCCAUGUCCAAGACCCCUGUAGCUCAACCUCCCCCUAUUCCCUUCACCUUGUAAAGUGUAUCUUUAUUGGGGUCCCUGAUAGAGUCUCGAAGUGUAAAGAUGAAACAGUUUUCGUUUUGAAAGAAUAUGGAGUUAGAUGAGGUUUGAUACUGUAAAUAUAGUAAUAUACCAUGAGUAACUUAAAAGGCUUCAAUUGUUUUUCC
Argentina anserina (silverweed cinquefoil) is the source of this 1469-nucleotide messenger RNA. RefSeq lists its product as uncharacterized. Lineage: Eukaryota; Viridiplantae; Streptophyta; Magnoliopsida; Rosales; Rosaceae. Bases 55 to 1320 code for a protein of 421 amino acids. The transcript is spliced from 3 exons. The record is from RefSeq and is a predicted model, not a curated record.